Messenger RNA from Anopheles merus, 3325 nucleotides. RefSeq names its product melanotransferrin (gene Tsf2). The transcript is spliced from 4 exons. Gene Ontology annotation, cellular component: recycling endosome; early endosome; extracellular region. Gene Ontology annotation, biological process: iron ion transport. The record is from RefSeq and is a predicted model, not a curated record. NCBI's taxonomy places the organism in Eukaryota, Metazoa, Arthropoda, Insecta, Diptera, Culicidae. Bases 129 to 2570 code for a protein of 813 amino acids.
CACCGCUGACAGUUGUCAAUCAGAUUCCAAUUUUCGAUGGGCGUGUUCACCUGUUCCCCAGCAUAGCAUUCCAGCUUUUUCGUUUAAUUCCCUUUUUAAGUUCAUAGUUUUAUGUUCUUCUGUGUGCAAUGGUGAAUGCAGAGCGCUGGUUGUGCAUAGGCACGGCAAUAUUAUGUUUCGCUACGCUGACUGCAGGCCAAUACUACAUUGAGGAGGAAAAAGAAGCCAAAAGCAAUAUCGUCUGGUGCGCGACCAGCCAGGAGGAAACGUACAAGUGCCAGAACUUUACCAAAGCACUCGAGCGCGAUGUUGCACUGUUUAACGAUUUCUUCAUGAACGUAUCCUGUCACCACGGGUACGACCAUGACGAGUGUAUGGCGCUGAUUAACGAGCGCAAGGCGGACGUAAUGACGCUGGACGCGGGAGAAGUAUUUAGCGGUGGCCGGUUCCAUUCGCUCAUUCCCUUGAUGCAUGAAGGGUACGAGGGAGGGUUUACCCAGUAUCAUGCCGUAGCUGUGAUCAAGAAAGGAUCCUUACCGGAUGUAACUCAUAUACGACAUUUGCGGGGCAAGAAGGCGUGCUUCGCAUGGGUGGGCAGCCAUGCCGGUUGGACGCUUCCGAUUUAUACCUUACAACGAGACGGAGGUAUGGCCAUUACCGACUGUAACAACAUCGUCAAAACUGCCUCCGAUUUCUUCGGCCCGUCGUGUGCGGUGAAUGCUCUGAUCGACAAGUACAACCCCAUCGGCGACAACUCGAACAAGCUGUGUUCGCUGUGUACGGGCGUGGUGCCGGGGGGCAAAUGUACGCCGACGGAUCCGUACGCCGGCUUCGAGGGCGCCUUUCGCUGCUUAGUGGAGGCAGGUGAUGUAGCCUUCUUGAAGCACACUACGGUGGAGGAAAUGGUGGACAGUGGCUUUAUACCGGGCGUUACCGUUGAUCAGUUUGAGUUGUUGUGUCGCGAUGGAACGCGCCAGCCCGUUUCGCAAUACCGCCAGUGUGACUGGGGUGAUGUACCGUCCCAUGCGCUUGUAGUGUCCAGCGCCACGUCCAAAUCUGACAGGCGAAGGCUCAAAAAGUUCUUCAGCAAAGCCGUCAACUUGUACGCAUCGAAACAACGACGCUAUAAUAGUACCAGCGGUGCAGGGUACGAUCGGCAGGAUGACCGCUACCGACCAUACCAAAGUUCGUACACGUCAACAUCCACGACGACCUAUUCACCCUUCAGCAACUUCGACCAGGCUGCAUUCAAUGACAGCCAGCCUUAUGAAACGUUCGAUCUGUUUGAGUCGAAGCGUUACGGAAGACGGUUAAAUUUGAUGUUCCAGGACACGACGCGACAUUUAGCUCCGAUUAACGAUGACAAGCAAAACUACCAAAGGUACCUGGGCAAAGCGUUGGACCAGAUCUAUGAAACACGGUCGUGUCCAGUCGGAAGAAUGAUGCUGUGCGUCACCUCAGACGCUGAGUACGAAAAGUGCAUCAAAAUGCGCACGGCACUGAAGGCUCAACUCAUCAAGCCGGACAUGCUGUGCAUGAAAGCGCACUCCCACAUCACCUGCAUGCAGCACAUACAGUCGGGUACGGCUGACGUGACUGUGCUGGAUGCUAGCGACGUAUAUACGGCAGGAUUGCACUACGAACUAAUGCCCUUCAUGUCCGAAGUGUACGACCUGGGGCUGCCAGAGUACUACGUGGUGGCCGUAGCGAAGGAGGAAGAUCCGGACACUGAGCUAACCUACCUGCGUGGUAAAAAUACCUGCCAUUCCGGCAUCAAUACCGCUGCUGGGUGGGUUUAUCCGAUGGCGUACUUGAUAUCGAACGGAUGGAUACGCCCGUACGGUUGUGAUAGCAUUCGGGCCGCGGCGGAGUAUUUUACCAAGUCUUGCGUGCCGGGAGCUAUCAGCAAGGAGUACAACACCGGCAUCCCGUACGACAAUAUGUGCGAUCUGUGCCAUGGCAGCAGCUUCCGGUACUGUCGGCGUGACGCGUCGGAAGACUACUACGGUAACUCGGGUGCUUUCCGGUGCUUGGUGGAGGGCGGUGGACACGUUGCCUUUGUACGUCACACGACGGUGAUUGAAAAUACGGGUGGUAAGAAGCGCGAAUGGUGGGCUCGCGAUGCGCUGCCCGACGAUUUUGAGCUGCUUUGUCCGGACGGAACCCGAGCGGAGGUCAACGAGUAUAAGACCUGUAAUCUCGGCAAGGUGAAAUCCAACGCCAUCGUAGCUCGCGGAGGACGAGGAUACAAUGGGACGGAGCUGAACGCGUACAUCAAUCUGUUUACCUAUGCACAGCAAUUCUACGGAAGGAAAUUUUCCGACGAGUUUAGCUUCAGCAUGUUCUACUCCAUCCCACCGUACCAUGAUUUGAUCUUUUCCGAUGCAACCCGUGGUCUGCGCGUAGUCGACUCGGACAAGCGUUGGUUCGAUGCGUAUCUUGGACCGAACUUUAUGCGCGCACGGCGCAUCACCGAUUGCCAUGCAGGUGCGGGUAGUUUGAAGAUCAGUGCCUUCAGUAGCUUGUUGUUUGCAGUAGUGAUAUUGCUCUGGCCAACAAACAUAUUUUAAGCUUCGGGUGUGGUUGCUACCCACCUCGUCGGAUUCUUUCUAAGUAAAGUAAUUUCCGUCCAAUUUAGAUAGCUAUACCAUGUUAUUGCAGGAAAACGAUCGCAACAGUAUAAUACUUUGAACAUUCCAGUGCGAAGGUUCUCGAACGAUAAUGUGAAACUCCCACUCAAUUAAUUAGUUUCGUGUUGAUCUAUUUGUACAGUACUCUUUUGCGAAUCUCUAUAUGCAGUUGAAAAUUUAAAUUGUUAAUUCACUUGCGCCUCGAUUUAGUAGCUUAGCUGUAGCUCUUUUUCUCAUUUUACAUAAAACAUGAUGUAUUAUGCUCCUGUCUUAUAAGUGAUCUGCACAGUAACGUUCAUCCGUCCAGAAGUAGAGUAUGCAUGUGCCAGAAAUGUGUGUGCAUGGUUGGCAUGUUUGUGCCGUCUGAUUAGAAUGAGAAACUCUACAUUUUUUCUUAUUCUUUCAGCGAAAUGAAUACUGCAUAUCAACAAGUUUUAUAGCGUAAAAAAUCGAUAGCCUAAACAAACCGCUGAGUUUGUCAUAUUUCUGCACUGCUAUCUUUAUAGGUUAAUGAACAAUUUUUAAAUAAAACAACACAACUAAAACCGCUGCGUUUGAACAUUUUAGUUUCAUAUUUUCAAUAAGGAGUUCAAGCCUGAUUGAACUCAUUUCUAAAGAAAAUUAAAAAAAAAAUGCAUUUCCAAAAAAUGUAUUUAAUUCAAUUUCACUCAGGGAAUAUCACAGGUUUGUAUCUG